GGUGAAAACUUAAUAUCAACAUAACACAAAAAUUGUCCAAGUAAUACGGAAAAUGGUUUUAACACGGGAAAUGAGGGAUGAAUUAGAAUCGGCUGUGAAUAACGCUGUCCAUAAAUGCCUUACCAGUGAUGCAGUCAUAAAAACGAUUGUAAACAACGUGUCCGAAGCGAUAAUGAAAACAAUGGAAACGAAGUUAGCUGAAAUGGAAAAAUCCGUCAACACUAUACACGAUAAAUUAUCGAGUAUGAAAGAGGAAUAUGAUUAUAAAAUUUCUGAACUGAAAACCGAAACUGAAAUUGCCAAGUCGGAAAAAAAACACUUUACAAAAGAAGUUCGAUCAAAUGGAUCAAUUCUCAAGGAGGUCAAACCUAAGAAUUUUGAAUUUCGAAGAGAAUCCGAGUGAACAAAUCAGGGAAGAAGUAAUAAAGUUGAUGAAUACAAAAUUGGCUAUCAAUCUAACCCAUAAAGACAUCGACAUAUGUUACAGAGUGGGAAAGAAAAAUGAAGGAAAGGCAAGAGGAGUCUUCAUCAAACUACAUGACUAUAUGGUUAAGCACAAAAUCUAUAACAAAAAGAGAAUGCUGAAAGGGACUGGAAUCAUUAUAAGGGAGGAUUUAACAGGUCCUAGAAUGGAAUUGCUGGGCAUGGCUGUUGACAAGUAUGGUAUGCGAAACGUCUGGACUGAUUCUGGGAUGUUGGACAUUUUGGAUACAUUGGAUAGUUAUGAGGAAGUUAUUACGACGACAAGUCCUAGUUUACACGAUUAUUUUGCGGGAAGAGACAGCAGGUUGGCGGGUGCAUUGGGUGUUAUACAUUUUAAUAUUCGGAGUCUGAGGAAGCAUUUUGAUGAAUUGCUCGUAUACUUGGAGAGAAACUUGAAUAAUUUGGAUGUCAUAGUCCUGUCGGAAACAUGGAAUCUUGAUUCGAGGUGGAAAGAUGGAGCGAGAUUUUAUCGUGUAAAGAGACACAGAGAGGUUAUAGUGUCUUUGUUGAUGUGUUGGGGAAACAUAUCGCUGAGUCAACUGAAACAAUGCUACGCAAGAAAGGUAGAAACAAGCUGAAGCCGUGGAUAACAGAGGGGUUGGUGAAGUCGAUUCAUACCAGGGAUCAGAUGAAGAGGAAAUUUCUGAGGUCUCCUACACCUGAACUCGAACUGGAGUUUAAAAAAUAUAGGAAUAAACUCAAUAGUCUAAUAAAAUUUACGAAAGAUAAUUAUUAUAAAAAUAAACUGGAUGCAUGUGAUAAUUGUGGGCAAUCCUGGAAAAUAAUUAAUGAAAUUUCAAAUUAUAAACCAAAAAAAAGUAAUAAUGUUGAGAAUGUUUCUUUAUUAGAGCAUGGUGAUAAAGUCAUUACAGAUAAUGAAGAAAAAGCGAAUUAUUUCAAUGAUUACUUCAUCAAUGUUGGAAAAAAAAUGGCCAACAGAAUUGAAAAGUGUGAGUUACCUGAAAAUUUUUUAAAAAAAUCUACAGUGGCCUCAUCGUUGUUCCUUCGACCUGUUGAUGAGAACGAAAUAAUUUUGGCAAU
Molecule: messenger RNA, 1524 nt
Organism: Coccinella septempunctata (seven-spotted ladybird)
Lineage: Eukaryota; Metazoa; Arthropoda; Insecta; Coleoptera; Coccinellidae
Exons: 3
Coding region: 342-1061 (239 amino acids)
Source: RefSeq, a predicted model, not a curated record